Peronospora farinosa is the source of this 4143-nucleotide messenger RNA. The record is from the annotation of a GenBank genome assembly. Lineage: Eukaryota; Oomycota; Peronosporomycetes; Peronosporales; Peronosporaceae.
AUGGUAAAGCUCGUGGAGUACGCAGAUAGCUCAGAUGACGCCCUGGACAAUGAUUCGAAUGAUGGCAGUCAAUGGUCAUCCUUUGGUGAGAUUCCGUCGAGUCCUAGCGAUUCGUUCUCGUAUCCCAUGGAGUCUCUUGACAGUGAAGAUGAAGAUGAAGAUGAUGCUGCUUCUAGAGCAUCUCUGGAUAUUUCUGGAUCUGUUACAAGCUCGAUGGGUACAGAUGACUUGAAUCCUGAUAAUAACAUGGAUGAGAAAUCACUUGAAGAAGAAGAAGAAGAAGAAGAAGAGAAUUGUAAUUUUGACAAUUUUGACAAUCACGAAACUGUCAAGAAUGUCAAGAAUAAGCAAAAUGACGAAGUUUGUUACGCAUGGAAAGAAUUACAAACUGCUUUUGAAAUAAAUGCAUUUAAAAAACGUGGUGUGGACACAUUAUAUCGUGGGGAUGAACCUAUGGUACUGGACGAGAAGACAGAAAAACAGCAGCAGGUCACUCAAGACAAUGAGGUCAAAAUUAGCUCCACUCAUUUAAAUGGUGAGACGGAACAGUCGAGUUUUCCAGCAUUUUUUACCCCUGGGAUUGCAAAACCAAAAACAAUACGAUCACAACGACGAAAAAUGCCAACAAAGACUCACCCAACCGGAGUAUCGCCGCAAUUUUCGACGUUAUUUACUGGAAAAGAACAGCAACAAGAUUUAAUGGAUACUGAUUUGUUUUCAAUGCAAAAUGUGGAGCCAAGUACUGAGAAAUACACAAACAUUCAACAAGUGAAUGGACAUCAGCCUUCGCAAAUGGAGACUCCAACUGUUUCGUUACGAGUAAAGCAGACAGAGGCCAAGACACCAGGUUUUACAUUUGGAAAACCAGUAGCAGCAGCGUUUGGAGAGUCAGGUGAUGAUACGCAUAUGCGUAGUCCAAGCCCAAAACGUACCGCUGCUGCGGCAUCUUUUGUCCCAAUUGAAGGUGGUUUUACGCUUGGACAAAGUGGUAAAAAUUCCAAGCCUUACAAAUUUUGCAAUUUUGGAAGUAGUGGCAGCGAAGCAGCUAUUUUUUCGGCAAAAACAACAUCAAGUACCAUGAACGAUGGAGAUAACGCUUGCAUGCGCAGCCCAAGCGCGCAUGAGAAACCUGCAAGCCAAAAGCCGACGACCGUUUUUACUCCAAGCAGAGCACCACCAACCGGUGUGUCAGGAGUCUUAUGUGGAACAAGUAAAGAUCCCGUUGGCGACACUUCAUCCGGUAGUUUUGGCACAAAUCGCGCAUCUACAGCAGCUUCUACGUUCUUUAGUACUGGAGUCGUAGGACGAAACUCAGACCGUCGGAAGAAGAAGGGCUCAUCGUGCUCAACCUUUGCACCGAUCUUAGAAAGUAACUCGAGCAAAUCCCAGUUUUUUGCCUCGUCAUCGACAAUUGGAUCCUCCAUUUCCCAGUCAGCAACAGCCACUAGCCAGCAAUCCAAUACAAUGUUUGCGAGUGGCGAGAGUAGCGAGCGGCCGAGUAAUAUGGCCUCAGCUGUACCCUUUAAAAAAUCAUUCGUCACAAGCACAGGUGGACCGGGUGCAUUUAAGAACCCAAACGCUAAGACUGUUCCGGAGGCAUUCCCGAACACGGAUUUAUUUACAUUUCGAACUGAUGGAUCUGGCUCAGCUUCAAGUUCAGCCGCACCGACGAUGUCAGGCGUUCCCGGGCAAGUUUCGCGGGACGAAGCCGUCUUUUGUGAUUUGUUUGGAUUCGGGGGUGCAAAGACCAACAUGCCAACAAAAGGAGCCACUUUUCACUUUCCAGCUGACAAUAUAUCAUCUGUAACCGUUGGUAGCUUCCAAAUUGGUUGUCACGAUGCUCGAAAGAACCCGCGAGUGCGCACCAGGAAAAGCGGAGUGUUUACACACAAGAACAGUCCAAGGAAGGAUGCCAAGGUAGGCGCUGCCGAGCCGGAGCCAUCCCCCCGCUUUGGUUCGGCAUCCUCAUCGACGCCAUCUCUAUUCAGCAUACACCAUAGACGCACUCGCAAGAAUGCGCGUCUAGGAAAAUGUGAGCGCAGUCCUCCCGCAGAUCCGUCUGUGAAACGCACUUUUCAGUGCGAUAGGUCUUCACCACCAUCUGAUGGACAGCUUCAUUCUCAUGCGGUAAAACCUACGGCAGCGACAGGUUUUGGUUCUUCUAUCGGGGCCACGUCUGCAAGUAACAAUGGUUUUGGUGUUAAAACAGCUCAGCAACAAGAUCAAAGCAGUGACCCCGGAGUUCUCUCUUCCCAUCCACAGCAAGCCAUAUCCAGUACAUCGCAACCACAAAACUCAAAUCAUUCAUCAAUAUUCCGGCGAAAUGGAUCGAGAAAAUCUACACAGAUUCAGCAAACUAGCAACGGUGCUGGAUCGCGCCGAAUCCUCCGAGCAGCCCUUCGAAGUGUUGGUGUUAGUGGAGAUCGUCCGGGCUCAGCGCCACCCACCAUGACCAAUUAUGAUGAGGGUGACGCUGAAAUGGACAGCGAUGACAAACAGGACUGGUUCGAAUUGAAGCGUCUUGGUGGUGUUGCUUACUUUUCAAAACAAUAUGAAGACGCAGCCGAGUACUACCGUCAAAGUAUUGAGCUUCUAGAGUCGCUUUCUGAUGAAGACACAGUCAUCAAUACGGCCGAGAUGAGAGCUAAUAAGGCAAAGCUCCACGCGAACCGAGCGGCAUCUCAGAUGAUGCUGAUGCAGAUAGCUGAAGCACAGCGCGAAUGUCGGCGAUCAAUUGAGGUGGACGCUACGUAUGCACGCGCAUAUCUUCGACUUGGUCGUAUUCAAGUGCUACUUGGCGAUACUGCUAACGCACAGGCAAACACUGAUACUGCGAGGCAUUUGAUGGAAGGGCUUGACAAUAAAGUAAGCAGUGGUGACGAAGCAGAUUACGCGUCGCUUACCAAGAUGGAAGCAAACAUCAAGAAAUUGACGACGUUACAAGGUGAGAUCAAGUGGUAUGUCGAUAAUGAAGACUUCGAACAAGCUCUCGUGCAGGCCAAUCUAGCUUUGGCACUUGCACCAUACUCUCGAAAGUUACAGGUUGAGAAGGCUCACAUUCUACUUCGCCAACAAAAACUUGAUCAGAUUAUUGAGUUUUUUACUUCUAUUAUCGAGAAACAACAAGGAAGUCAGGGGAAAAUGUCUAUUCCAGCGAGCACAAGCGAAGCGAACACGAAACCGCUGAAGGAUAAAACUGUAGAAAAGAUUGCCAUGAUUGGGAUUGAGCUCGGUUUGUUAUGGGCAACCACGCUGCACUACCAGAAUAAAGUCGAAGACGCUGUCCAGAUACUUGACGCGCUGGAAGUUGUGGCGCCUUGCAGCUCCCAUGUGAUACAGCUGAAAUGGCAGUGGCACGAUAUGAAGCAGCUCAAGCAUGAUGGCAAUGAACGCUUUAAACAAGGAAAGUAUCAAGAGGCCGUGCGAUUUUAUUCAGAGGCGAUGCAGAUUGAUCCGCAGCACCAGGAAUACUGCGCAGUUAUUUAUUGCAACCGUUCGGCUGCUCAGAUGGGAUUGGAACAAUAUCGUACUGCGGUCUACGAUUGCAACGAGGCACUGAAACGAAAACCAAAUAUGCCGCGCGCCCUGCUCCGUCGAGCCCGUUGUUAUGUUGCGCUGAAGAUGUAUUAUGAAGCAGUGAAGGACUUUGAGCAAUAUUUGCGUGAGCAACCUGGUACUGUGCCAGCUGAUGCGACAUCCGAUGUUCGUCGAGAAUGCAACGAGGCAAAGGCAGCUAUAGCUAAAGCCCGAGAAGAAGUUAGACAGCGGGAGGCGGCAAAGAAGCGUACAGAGCGCCAACAACGCCACCAAAACUCACGACAGCGGACAGAAUCAUCGUGGAAUGACAGCAAAUUUUACGGUAACUACCGGCGAGGUGCAAAUAGCAACAACAGGGGCGGUUAUGGUAGCAGCAGAUUUCAGUCGUCAGGUGGCAGUAGCAGGGCUUCAUAUAUGGCGCCUAAGACUCAGCACCGCACAUAUUACGAUGUUCUUGGAAUCGAAAAGACAUCGACGGUCCACCAAAUUAGGAAAGCGUACCGCAAGCUUGCGCUUGUGUAUCACCCAGAUAAAGCGAAGACAUCGGCCUACGGUGAUUUGUUCAAAGAGAUGACAGCUGCGUUUGGUAAUUUCUACGAGAAUUAA